Messenger RNA from Daphnia carinata, 1272 nucleotides. RefSeq names its product pancreatic lipase-related protein 2-like. NCBI's taxonomy places the organism in Eukaryota, Metazoa, Arthropoda, Branchiopoda, Diplostraca, Daphniidae. Bases 91 to 1095 code for a protein of 334 amino acids. The transcript is spliced from 8 exons. The record is from RefSeq and is a predicted model, not a curated record. Gene Ontology annotation, biological process: lipid metabolic process. Gene Ontology annotation, molecular function: lipase activity.
AACGCUAUAUAUCUACCUUCGCCGUUAAAGACUAUAAAAAGUGCUAGAAAACUUACAAGCGUUCAGUUUAAGUAACGCAUUCAAAGAAAAAUGAGCCGCAUUUUACUGAUUACUUUAGCCUUAAUUACGGUGAUUCCGUUUUCUUAUGGAACUGGAACUGUUGGCGAAACUGAAAUCGAUCUAUCUUAUGAUUACGAACGUGAAACUGGCAAUGAACUUGGGGAGGAUCUUGAUUAUUAUUAUGAUACCAAUGAAACUGAUUUGGUAGUUUACCGACUCUUCACUAGGAAGAACCCAACAGAAUUUCAAGUAUUGAAACUUAACGAUUGGAAUUUGGUUGAAUCAUCAAAUUACAAUCCCAAUCUCCCAACCAAAAUUUAUGCCCCGGGUUGGGACAAUAACGGCUCCAUUGCCUAUCCAACAAGAGACGAAUACCUACUACGAGAAGACUGUAAUUUCAUCAUCGUCUAUUGGUCGGACCUCCAAGCCGGAAAUGGUCUGUUUGUCGUCCUCACCACGCAGGAAGCUGCCAAUCACACUGGAGCAUUCAUAAAUUUUUUGGUUGCCAAUGGGACACCUCUAAGUAAUUUUCACUUGAUGGGCCAUAGCGCUGGUACUCAUCUUGCUGGAGGAGCCGGAGCUAAUGUGUUAGCUGGAAAAGUACCCAGAAUCACUGGCUUAGAUCCAGCUAAAGGUGCGUGGACUUAUAACGACACAGCAACGCGAUUGGACAUCACGGAUGCUGAAUUUGUCGACAUCGUACACACGAACGGAGGAUCAAUUUUGGAAGGAGAAAUUGCUUUUUAUGAAGCUAUGGGUCAUGUUGAUUUCUAUGUAAAUGGAGGCCACAAACAACCUGGUUGUGAGGAUCCGGAUUAUACUUGCUGUCAUCACUGUCGUGCUGUUGAUUUAUUCGCUGAAUCCAUAAACACGGAAAUAGGCUUUGUGUCAGUACGUUGUGAUUCGUUCGAGGCAUAUCAGAAUGGAACGUGUGAUGGAAACGACCAGGAGCUCAUGGGAGACAAAGUUUCUUUAAGUGCACGCGGAACUUUUUAUUUGUCAACUAACGAACAAGCACCAUGGGCUAUGGGAUAAAAUCGGAUGGCAAUUUAUAUCUGCUGCAUCAGCCAAAUUUCAUUUGUGAAAUUAGUCUGUUGAACAAGACAGAUAACAUUAAUUUCUUAAUUCUUUUUCAAACACGAUUUUAUCUUCCUGUUGAUCCGGCUUACACGUGAUUAUAUUGUUAUUGUGUUGCAUGCUUAGUUUCAAAGU